ACAGCGCGUCUAUUUUCGUUCGCUGAUAGGCGGCCGACAUCUUGUUUGUUCCUUACCGCAACUUUGACAUCAAACUAGAAAUGCCAAUGAACGCAGUCGGAUGGACAACAGAAGAAGACGAAAAAUUAAUUGAUCUAGUUAAACCACACGCUCAUUUGUACAACGUAAAAGACCCCUCCAGGAAGAAUAUACUAGCAAGGGAAACAACAUGGCAAGAAAUAGCGAAACAGAUAUCCAGACCAGUUGAAGAAUGCAGGAAGAGAUGGAGAGGUCUCCGUGAUAGUUAUACAAGAAGUAAACGUCUCGGUAGUAUGCCAGGUUACACCAAAUUAGUUGUCUACAAAAAGCUGAAUUUCCUUGAUGACAUCUUGGUUGAUAGCACCGAAGACAUGGAGGCAGAAGAAAGUAAUCAGAUUAAUGAACAAAAACCAAAAACAGAACAAGAGGUUAUAACAGAUAAUCAAGAGUAUUAUGAGAUCAGACUAGUUGACAAUGCAGAUAUUGAGAGCAAGUUCAUCAAAAUAUUACCCAAACAAAUAGAAAACAGUAACAAACAACCCAAGAAAAUAGGAAAAAAGAACUGUGGUCGUAAGAAAACAGUACCGAUGCCAAGAGACAUGCCACCAGUGAAAAUAUUACCGAAACCACUACUUGUAAAUGGACCAAAGAUCGUACAAUACAUAGAAGAUCAGAAUCAAAUACCAGUUGCAUCUAGAACACAGACCAUCGAUAAACUCAUAGAAAGAAUUCUUAAGGAGAAUACCAAUGAAAUUGAUGUGUUCUUUAGAAGCAUGGCAUCUAGUGUCAAGAAAUUACAACCAAAUUUAAUACCUAAAGUCAAAAUGGAAGUUUGCAAUGUGAUUGCCAAAUAUGAGAUGCAGAGUUUCGACAAAAGUAAUCUUAACAAUUGAUUCACAUGUUGGACUUUGGAAUGUUAUGUGGAUGGAAUUAUUUAUUUAAUGAUUGCUUUAAUUUCUGUUGUAAUUGAUUAGUGAGCAACAAAUAGAUAUGUUUGAAAUAAGUAAUAUUAAUAAAUUCGAAAAAAUAUAAUAAAUAAAAAAAAAAGUUUGUACAUACAGCAUAAACAAGUGUAUUACAAACUUUGUUAGAUCACUGUUACUUUUUAUAUUGUGGUAAUUGCCUUUGUGGGCAAUAAAAAUUGUAUUUGAGCGAACAUUUUAGCAUUUAAAAAUUAUAAAUUUACAAAAAAAUAUAUAUGUUUUCAUUGAUAUUGUUGU
Molecule: messenger RNA, 1238 nt
Organism: Bombyx mandarina (wild silkworm)
Lineage: Eukaryota; Metazoa; Arthropoda; Insecta; Lepidoptera; Bombycidae
Biological process (GO): regulation of transcription by RNA polymerase II
Cellular component (GO): transcription regulator complex; nucleus
Source: RefSeq, a predicted model, not a curated record